Molecule: messenger RNA, 5998 nt
Organism: Polistes dominula (European paper wasp)
Lineage: Eukaryota; Metazoa; Arthropoda; Insecta; Hymenoptera; Vespidae
Product: serine/threonine-protein kinase MARK2
Biological process (GO): intracellular signal transduction; protein phosphorylation; microtubule cytoskeleton organization
Cellular component (GO): cytoplasm
Molecular function (GO): ATP binding; tau-protein kinase activity
Source: RefSeq, a predicted model, not a curated record
UUUAAAUUUUCGCGCCAUCUUGUUUUUCAUUAUCUCUAGUGUCGCGUACGAGUUUACCACUUUCAAGAACAUUUUCUGUUACUUUUCUUCUUUUUUAAUUAAUAAUUUCAAAACAACUAUCAAAUAAACAUUUUUGUGUCUGUGUGUGGUGUGGAAGAAAACUUAUGGUUGUGUAUAUGUGUGUGAGUGAUUUUUUCAACGAAAAUAUCAUGUAAUAGUGAAUUUUUGCUGUUAAACCACCUUGGAAUUGUUGAUUGGUGGUGAAGAAGAAAUGGUGAAGAUGAUAAUGAUGAUGAUAAUGAUGAUGAUGAUGAUGAUGAUGAUGGUGGUUAUCUGUGUUGAAGAAAAUUUCACGUGAAAGGUGUGUCAAGUCACAAGCUCCUCGUCUAUCUGCAUUUUCGAUCAUCAACUUUCCUCUAUCAUCAACUUGGAGUUUAAACAUUGAUGUUGACAAAUUAUCAAUCUUGGAAGCAGCUUGAUAGAAACGAACGAAUAUAGUGUCUUAAGAAGAAAAAGAAGAAGAGGAGAAAAGGUGGUGGGGAGAAAAAGACAAGAAAAAUAAAAUAAAAGAAAUAAACUCUACUGGUGUUAUUAUUUAGUUUGUUUAUUCUCAAACGAAGUAGAACAACUCGAUUCCUCGAAAGAUGGAGGAUCGAGAGAGUCCUUUUGCAAGGACUCAAGCAAGUAGAAGUUCAAUAAAACCAGCAAGUAUUUUACGAAAGGCUGCCAUGUUAGCUGUCAAUAAUACUAGUAACAUUGGUAGUGGUGUUGGUGGUGGUGGUGGUCAAGAAAGUGGUGGACGACAGGAAGUAACAAGUCCAAAAACAAUGAACAAAAGAUUGCCCACAGCUCACACUGCAUUGGACAAUUUGAAACAAUGGGAAUUGGUUGAGGAUGUUAAUAAAGGUCUUCAAGUUGUCGAGAAAAGAAAUUCAACUGGUAAAGGGCCAAGUAGUCCCUCGUCUUAUGGUAACAAGACACCGGUAUUUGCUAGAAGAACAAUGCCCGUUGAAAAUACGAUGAUUGAUGUGAAUAUCGAAGAAAAGUUAAAGGCAUUUAAAAAUUCUAAAAUCAUACAACCAAUACUUGAACCUUCAUUGGUAUCAUCAUUGUCCAAUGAACAAGAAGUGUCAAUUGAUUCGUCUAAAACACCUGUCAGUCUUAACUUGAUUUUAAAACAACGUCAAGAACAACAACAGCAGCAGCAGCAUCAACAACAGCAACAACAACAACAGCAAUUUGGUAAAAGUAAUAAUACAAGUGAGGAGAGUACUGACAUGCUUCAACGAUUGGAACAACAGGUCAAAGCUAUCGAAAUGGGUACUAUAGCAGCUGCAAAAACUCGUCAAUUGGAAAACAGUGAGGAAUUUCGACCAGAGGUUGAAUUGCGUUACAGGGAACACGAGGAUCUAUUGAAGAAUGUUACUGACGACGAGGCAGAGGGGGCUUCACCGUUGCAUCGGGGUGACGCUACGAGAAAUUCAACCGGAAAUGCAAGCAUCGCACAGAAGAAACCUUCCUCGGUGAAACUUUCAAGGACAGCUUCUGAUACUAGACGAGGACAGGAAACGGAAAUACCUUUGAGAGCUCAAACGAGGGUGCAACCAGUUCGCACCCUUGUAAGACCAAUCAUCACUAAAAAAGAUCAUCGUCAGUUACAACAACAACAACAAUUACAACAACUACAACAACUACAACAACAGCAGCAACAACAACAACAGCAACAACAACAACAUCAACAACAACAGAACAAUAUUGUCAGCAGUACUUUCAGGCCACUCUCUGACGUCAUGCAGAAAGGUGUUCGUAACGAGAAGGAGACCGGGGAUGGCGUUGGAGCAUUGUCGACCAGCGGUGGACGAAUGUCGUCCAGGAGCCGAACCUCCGAAGAACCGCACAUCGGUAAAUACAAGUUACUCAAAACCAUUGGUAAAGGUAACUUUGCCAAGGUUAAACUUGCUAAACAUGUACCUACGGGGAAGGAAGUGGCCAUCAAGAUUAUCGACAAAACACAACUUAAUCCGGGCAGUCUUCAAAAGCUCUUUCGAGAAGUAAGGAUAAUGAAGAUGCUCGACCAUCCGAACAUAGUGAAACUUUUCCAAGUAAUCGAGACUGAAAAGACACUGUACCUGGUAAUGGAGUAUGCUAGCGGUGGUGAAGUAUUCGAUUAUCUCGUUUUACAUGGUCGAAUGAAGGAAAAGGAGGCUCGUGCUAAAUUUAGGCAAAUCGUAUCUGCCGUGCAAUACUGCCAUCAGAAAAAGAUCAUUCAUAGAGACUUAAAGGCCGAGAAUUUGUUACUCGACAGCGAGAUGAACAUUAAGAUCGCUGACUUUGGUUUCAGUAAUGAAUUUACACCUGGUAACAAAUUGGACACUUUCUGUGGCUCGCCACCUUACGCGGCACCUGAACUUUUCCAAGGUAGAAAGUAUGACGGCCCUGAAGUGGACGUAUGGUCGUUGGGAGUAAUACUGUAUACUUUAGUAUCUGGCUCACUGCCAUUUGAUGGGUCAACACUGAGGGAAUUAAGGGAAAGGGUGCUAAGAGGAAAGUAUCGGAUCCCAUUUUACAUGUCCACCGACUGUGAAAAUCUCUUGAAAAAAUUCUUGGUGCUUAACCCUACGAAACGAGCCUCGUUAGAGAAUAUAAUGAAAGAUAAAUGGAUGAAUAUGGGAUAUGAGGAUGACGAAUUAAAACCGUACUUAGAACCUGAACCUGAUUAUAAAGACCACAAGAGGAUAGAGACCUUAGCUAGUAUGGGAUACACGAGAAGUGAGAUAGAAGACUCAUUAGGUCAAGCUAAAUAUGAUGAUGUAUUUGCAACAUAUUUGCUAUUGGGCAGAAAAACAACAGAUCCUGAAAGCGAUGGCUCACGGUCCGGAAGUUCUUUAUCGUUGCGCACUAUUCCUGCACAAGUUAGUUCGGGCGGAGGAGGAAGUAGUGGAGGAGGUACAGGUGGUGCUGUACAAAGUCCGUCACACAGAAGUGUUCACAGAAGUAUUUCUGCUAGCAAUCCAAAGCCCAGCAGACGGGCCUCGUCUGGUGGCGAAACCCUUCGAGGUGCACCAAGUCCAGGUAACGCAACGAAUCAUAAUCAUGCUCCUGCUGUAACUGGUGGAACAGUUACCAGUAGCGGUGGUAGCAAUUUCAAACGGCAAAACACUGUAGAUGCGGCAACGAUCAAGGAGAAUAGUGCACGUGUUUCUGCCGCUCGACCUUCAGCACCGAAAAAUAGUCCAGGGCAACUCGAUACCAUGACAAUGUUCAUUCUAGGCGUGGGUACAAGUCCCAGUAGUAAAGGAAGGGUUGGCAAGAGCAACGCAAUGAAUGCAGGAGUAGGUGGAGUUCGACCAAUUACCUCACCUGCUCCUGGUUCUGUUGGUCGUCGUAGCACCAUCUCCUAUGACCAAGCAAAAACAUCUUCUUCUACUGAAAGAACCAACGACGUACCCAGUUUUGUGCACAGCCUGGGCGAAGGCACUAGACCAACACGGGGUCACACCAAGUCUGCGAGCAUCAGUGCAGGUCACCGUUCCUCCAGUGGCGUACCUCCCAGCGACCAUUCACUACUGGACCCUCAACCACGCAACGCCCACAACUCCUUACUCGCCACUGCUGACCCUCUUAGGCAGAGCUUGGGCGUACCUCCAAGCAAUAGACUGGCAACACCAACAACACCGGCAUUUCCACGAAAUGUUCCAAGCCGUAGUACGUUCCAUUCUGGGCAAAAUAGAGCGCAACGUAGUCAUACUCAGCCCCAUGGACCCAUCCGUACCCCCCAAGCACCCAGUAGUGAGCGGUGCAACAACCAAUAAUGAUGAACAAGUUAAACCACGCAGUCUACGUUUUACUUGGAGCAUGAAAACAACCAGUAGUCGAGAUCCAAAUGAAAUAAUGUCGGAAAUUCGAAAAGUAUUGGAUGCUAAUAAAUGUCAAUACGAACAACGUGAAAGAUUUCUAUUAUUAUGUGCUCAUGGAGAUGCGGCAACGGACAGUCAAGUACAAUGGGAAAUAGAAGUCUGCAAACUGCCUCGACUUUCCUUAAAUGGUGUAAGAUUUAAACGUAUAUCGGGCACUUCUAUUGGUUUUAAAAAUAUUGCCAGCAAAGUUGCAGACGAGCUUAAACUAUGAUUAUCGGCCACGGGCGCCUUAGCAAACCGCGCCAACCCAUAACGCCCUCAUGAAGAGUACCAUCAGAUGGCAGCCUGCGAGGAAUUUUAUUUUUGUUUCUUCUGGGAUUCCGAUUCAGAAACAGAUAGCCAAGAAAUAUUUGUUUGACGAUUUCUACAUCCCAGAGAAAAAGACCGGAAGACAUCUUUACGCAGUAGAUCAUCAAUAUAUUUCCUCUGUGUUGUUGGAGGUAUGCCUGUUGCGAUUCUUGGAAAGAAAGCCUGGAACUGUGAUUUGUGAUGGCUAAUACAUUUUGAAAUACUCUUGAGUGCCAAAUGGAACUAGGUUGGCUCAUCAUAUAUAAAAUACUUCAAGAAAGGCUGAACAAUUAGCCAACCAACUUAUGUGUAAAGCUGGGCAUUACACACUAAAAUCUCUAAAUGAUUAGUUUUUGAACUUUCUUUCUUUUAGUUUAUCUCAAAUGGAUCUGCAUAAUUGACAAUGAGUGAAAGUAUCAGCAUUUUGCUUACAGUUUGACCCACACCCUAAUCGUGAUCUCUCUCUCUCUCUCUCUCUAUCUAUCUCUCUCUUUCUGUCUGUCUGUCUGUCUGUCUCUCUCUCUCUCUUUCCUCCCUCCCUCCCUCUUUCUUUCUCUCUCUCUCUCUCUCUGGCAGUUUUCAAUUUAAGUACAUCAUAUUUCAGUUCUGACAGUAUUAUUAAUAUGGCAUUGCUCUUCUCUAGAUAUUGCAGGUGUGGCUGCAGUUAUAUUAUAUAUAUAUAUGAAUAUAUUUAUAAACUUUUUAUAUUAUAAUACGCUUUGUAGAUGUCAAAUAUUAUUUUCUUCUUUAAUAUGUUGUUAGUAUAACUCUACUAAUAUUCUAGAAUGAAAAACAGUAAUAUAUUUUUAAUGUGCCUAAUAAAAAGAAUAUGAAAAAUAUGCCUUCUUCCUUCUGAAAAAGGUAUUGUUUAAAAUAAAAAAUAAAAAAAAGGUCAUUAUAAAACCUUUCGACGAAAUAUUAAAGGAUUUUGGGAACACACAUGCGGUACACUUUCAAUGUCCAGAGAAUUUUUUCACAAUACUAUUAACUUAAAUUAUGUUUCAUAUUUAAAAUGUUAUAAGUGGGGUAUCUCUGUAAAUAAUUUAUCGAAUCUAAUAACUCGUGAGAAGAAGAAGAAGAAAAAAAAAAUAAGUAUGUAGCGAUCUAUUAAUAAGAAAUUAUCAUCACUAUAAUCAAUUACAGUAAACAAAUAAUAAAUUGAACUAUAUAUUUUAACGCUGUGCCAAGGUGCACAGUCAAACUUUACUUUUCAAACAUUUUUAUGAUGUUUUACUUUUUUAUCUUAUACUAUAUAAGUUUGAAACAACUACACAGCACUUUAGAUAUUAGCAGAUUAAUUCAUAAUAAUUGCUAUUAUUAACAACAUUUUUAUUUUUUAUCAUAAAAUAUAAAUAAUAUUCGAUGCAGUACUACGAAGAUAGAAGGAAAAGAGAGCUAUAUAUAUAUAUAUAUAUAUUAACAUAAUUUAAGAAUAUCACCGAGCGACAAAAACUCAUGUUUCAUGUGAAUAAUACACAAGCUCUCCAUUCUCAAAAGAAAAAAAAAAAAAAAAAUAUUGGGAUAUACCUAGAGACACCUCAUUAAUUAUUAAUAACAAGAUCUGUCAUUUCUACAAAUGGUUAUUAUAAUAUUAAAUUUAAGUAUUAUAAUUGGCUACUUAUUAUUAAAUAUGGUACUAUUUAAUAUCAUUUAUUCACAAAAUAAUUCACGAUCGAUGAAGUCAAAUUCUAGAAAUUUAUUCUAAGUGUAGAGGCGAAUUUACUAGAGACUUGGUGUAAAUAAUAUAAUAACAAAGGUACUAAAUUAAUUAAAUGGGAGAACAAACAAACAAA